Bursaphelenchus okinawaensis is the source of this 1382-nucleotide messenger RNA. The record is from the annotation of a GenBank genome assembly. NCBI's taxonomy places the organism in Eukaryota, Metazoa, Nematoda, Chromadorea, Rhabditida, Aphelenchoididae.
AUGGAAGAUAGGUCACACUUGCCAUCAACGUCUUCACAACAAGACGUCAGAGCAAGCCUAGAGAACGGAAGCUUGUUCAGAUCACUGUUCUUCAAUCAGAACAGUUCGGACGAAACGGAAGUGAACCCAGAAGCAUCUCAAGAGUUUUCAACCGGUUUCAACAAUGCUUCAAGGUUUGAACCGACCGAAUCUCGAGAGGUCCCUCAUGAUGAUAUCUUUUCGGAAGUUCCUGGAAGAUUAUCGCUGCUUAGCAAUGUGACAAAACACAAGGUUGGUUUUUUGUUUUUUUAUUGAUUUUUUAAUAUUAAAAUAGUUUUUUAAUAAGUUGACGAAGUGUCACAAAAAUUAUUAGUUUUUUGACGGAGUGUCACAAAGUUAUUGGCUUUUAUAUUUUUGUAAUUUGAUUGUAAAAAUCGAUUCUUACUUCACUUUUUGACUUUAAUUUUUGCUUUUUUUUUGUUUAUUUAUUACUAAUUUUUAAUAUUAUUAUAGAUGACAGUUGCGGAAGUACGUCGACGAGUCCUCGGCCCGGAGUGCUUCAACUUUUCGCUGCUGGGGGCCUUGCUACGACGUGCGAAGAUGCCAGGGAAGUCACAGGCGCUAUUCGAAGAUCUUCAGAAGGUCGGUCUCUCAAUACCACGUGGCCGACGACGGAACGUCACGGUAACCCUUCUGUCAGCCCUUACUGAAGCAGAGGCAGAGCAAUUGGUCCACGAUUUUGCCAAGGUUAGUGACGAUAAGUUCCCUAUCCAGGAAUUUGUCGAUCACCAGUUUGCACAGUAUUACAACAACAUGGACGCCUUGAAGAUGAGGGCGUUGGAGCUCAACCUAACCAAGAAGGUGGUUGGCGAGUUCAUUGGAUUGUUACGAUCGGAAAUUAAGGAUUUGGUGAGUUUUAUUUUUUGAAUUUUUUAGAAAAGAAUUUUUUAAAAUUGCACAGUGCACACAUUUUUUGGGUUGCACGGUGCAAUCAUUUUUCAUAAUUUUUUUGUGGUUCUAAUGUUAAAGCAAAUAGGUUAAAAUUAGUUUUAGCAAUAAUUUAUCAAAUCUUACUAAAUUUUUUAAAAAGUAUUUGUUACCUAAAAUUAAUAGAAAUUGCACAGUGCAUUAAAUAAAAAGUUUUUGUGCAAAAAAAUAAUUGACUGCACGGUGCAGCUAAAUAUAAAUUUACUUAUUUUUUUGCAUUUUAGAAGCCAGGACCAGUGUUACCGUCGAAUAUUCAAGAUCCUCUAUCAAUAUACUCGAUGCUCACGCAUGGCUUUGGAACGUUGGCUCUCCAAGUGGGCGUGAACAUGUUGGGAAAAUUUGUCCGCCAAAUGGCCCUGCUCACGGAGGAAGCAAACGGAACAUGUAAGCCUAAGACGCGGGCCCAUAGUUUGUAA